UUAUAAAGGAAUUGUUAUCAACAAAUCAAACUAUCACUUUUGAUCAUUUUUACUCGGUGUUUUACACGAACAAAAUGUUUGUUUUCUUGCUGUUACCUCUGAUAGCCGUUACUGGGGUGUCCGGGCAAUUUGCCCUCUCUUUUGGAACAAGUGCGCCACCGGGACCUAAAUCAUUCGAUCCAAAUUGUAUAGACAAGAUGGACACUUGUUGGAAAAUGCCUCAGUCAAAUUGUGAAAAACCUUACGAGGAAUGGGCCCAACAAUAUUGCCCAAACAGAUGUGGAUACUGUCUCGGUCCAACCACCCCAGCACCGGCUUGUGUGAACAAACUCCCGAAUUGCGAAUCGUAUGAUAAGUCAGUUUGCACAGAUCCCGAUUACAGAUCAUGGGCAGGGGAGAACUGUCGUUAUUUCUGCAGGAUGUGUAGCCAGGCCGAGUUGUUAAGAUUGGACUCAAUAACUACUACAAUAAAACCAGAAGAUUGUGUAGACAAAGUGGACUGUCGACAAUAUGGCACCAAUGCUUGUUCAAAAUCUUUCGAAGCUUGGUCCAAAGACAAUUGUGCAAAUUAUUGCGGAUUCUGCAAAGGCCUACCGACCCCACCUCCAGUGUGCGAAGAUAAAAUUCCAAAUUGUAAGGCAUAUAACCCAAGCACCUGCACCGAUCCUCAAUUCAAAAUGUGGGUUGAAGACAACUGCCAAAAGUUCUGCGGUUUAUGCCCAGGAUCGUCUGGCUUUACAGCUGCUCCACCUGUUCCAGUAGCCAUAGGCGGCAACCCGACACUCGCUCCUCCACUAAUAAAUAGCCCAGGUAAGAAUAGUCCAACUAUUAGUUACAUUACCGCAGCACCACCCUUGCCCGGAAAACGUUCAAAGGUGUCUGCGCGUUCUAAACGACAAUUUCACGCAAGCCACCAUCACGGGAUGUCACAUGACUGCUUGGACGCAACGUCUAAUGAUCCACUUUGUAACACAGAAGCACCAACAGAACGUGAGACAACGCUCUCGUCCUUAGUGGAUUCAACAGGAUUUCCCGGAAGUGAAUUCCAUCCCCACCAAAAACCUGAUAACAACUGGGACUCUAAACCCUCCACAGCAGCACCAUCAACUACAACAACAACAGCAGCUACAACAACAACAACUGAAGCCACUACUACUCACGCAAAACCUCCUAUUGCAACUAAUCAUGCCACGCCUACAAGGCAAACUCAAUCCACUGAAAGUCCUUCUACAACUACUGCUCCAACCACUGUUACAGAUGCCCCUACAACAACCACAGCUCCUCCCAUGACCACAACCAAACCCACAACGACUACAGCUCCGCCUACUGUCACAGAGGAACCUUCAACUACAACUGUCCCGCCCACAACGACUGAAGCAGCAACGACAACCCCUAAACCCGAAACACCAUCAACUACCGUGUUAGCUGUUAAGACACCUGGAAGUAGGUCAACUUCGUCCUCUACAGAUACACAAACCGAUUCCACAGCCGCGACCACUUCUACAGGCCCGACCACUACAUCAACCACCCAAACAAAUACGCCACCAACCGUACCUUCAACCGCGCCUCCAACCGCACCUCCAAUGACGCAAGCCCCACCGCUUUCUAACACAGCUGCACAAACAACGUCGACUACAACAGUCGGAACAACUACAGAGGCAUGUAGGGAUACAGUGGAUAAUUGUGCAAUGUACGGAAAGACGGCUUGUGAAAGUGGGGUAUACCGUCCAUGGGCUAAAGCACAUUGUAGUGUUUUCUGUGGCUUCUGCGUACCAGUGACUCUUACACCAUUCCACUGCCAAGACAAGUUGGCAAAUUGUAAAGAAUUUGACGGAGGUGACCUUUGUACGGCUGAUAGCUACUUUGCAUGGGCACGAGAAAAUUGCUUCAACUAUUGCGGAUUCCCUCCAUGCGGAAAUAAUACGGGGAUAGUUGUGACCACAACAGCGGAUGCGCCUUCUUCCGCAGUCCUAGAACAUAAUUCAACAGAUUCUAAUUGCACCGACAAGCUAGAUAAUUGUAUAUCAUAUCCCGACGAGAAGUGUGUGGGUAUAUAUGAACCAUGGGCUCGCUCACAAUGUGCCUAUCGCUGUGGCUAUUGUGAAGACUUUUUACCUUGUGAGGAUGCAAAUCCAGACUGUGACAAGUUUCCUCCGGAAUCAUGUACCAGAGAUUCAUUUAAAGGAUGGGCAAGGCAGAAUUGUAGACAGUUUUGUAACAUGUGUGCUCGUCCUACGCAAAAUCCGUCGUUUACAGGACCUACAGGAACUUCAGGAUUAGUAAACACGACCCAUCCUACUCCAGAGAUACCCCACUCGUCAGUCGACCCUGUAAUGUUGACGUCACCAAAACCAUGAUAUUAUAAAUACCUUAUUACUUAAAAAUAAUAAAAAUGAAUGGGAA
Molecule: messenger RNA, 2403 nt
Organism: Ruditapes philippinarum (Manila clam)
Lineage: Eukaryota; Metazoa; Mollusca; Bivalvia; Venerida; Veneridae
Product: mucin-2-like
Exons: 21
Coding region: 75-2357 (760 amino acids)
Source: RefSeq, a predicted model, not a curated record